This is a messenger RNA of Cloeon dipterum, 1283 nucleotides long. RefSeq lists its product as uncharacterized. Bases 179 to 889 code for a protein of 236 amino acids. Gene Ontology annotation, biological process: cellular response to hydrogen peroxide. The record is from RefSeq and is a predicted model, not a curated record. NCBI's taxonomy places the organism in Eukaryota, Metazoa, Arthropoda, Insecta, Ephemeroptera, Baetidae. The transcript has 3 exons.
CGUCGGCUGCAUGUCUGGCAGAGAAUUUUGCGCACGCGUCUUUGAUCACUGCAUUAGGUCACGUGACUUCUGAGUGACGUCACAACAUGGACGACAUUGGCGAAGUAAAGGAAAGUGCGUUCUAAUGACGGAGAAAUUCUUUGUUUUGCCAGCAGAAAUUUGAGCAGUCUGCAUCGUGAUGGCUGAGAAUACGCUUGAUGUUGAUUUCGAUCGAUUGAAAAUAGACGCCAAUAAAAGACGGUGUCGCAGUGCUGAGCGGCCGGGCGAUUCUUCAUCUGCGGAUUCGCGUCUGCAGCAGCUGGACCAGCUGUGUCUGUCAGGCGACCCAUGCAGCCGCCCCUCGUGCCUGUGCAACCGAGGGAGACGAUCGCUAGGCGCUCCCUCCACGUCGGGAUUGCGGUGCUGCUGGAGUCGGCGGACGAUCGUGCGGCCGGUAUUGCGCCGUAGCCGCCUCACGGGCCUCCUGCGCCGCCCCCAGCUGGUCACGCCGCCCGCGGAGCCGCAGCCACACUCAGCCGGCGGCAACAGCACGCGCUUCCUCAAGCUGGACUCGCUCGAGGAUAUGUUCAAAGAGCAGUGCCGUCUCCAACCACUGGACCGCCUCCGCUCCGGCAACCGCCGCUUCCGCCCACCCAGGCGACCGGGCUUCGACGACCUCGCUUCCUCGACAGACGCCUCCACCGCCCCCGACAGCCGCCUCUUGCAGGGUACCAGCUUCAGCAGGCGAAGGGAUGCGACCACGGGCCCCUCACCCCCAGCCCCAGAGCAGUCGUGCUCGCAGCAAGCCCGCCUCGAGGAGGUCACCAUCAACGAGCUGGCCGGCUACUUUGAGAAUCUGGUCCACAUCCCGAAGAAGAUGUCUAGCAUGGCCGAGCAGAUGUACACCUAGUCUCCCUCUGCAUUUUGCGACACAAUAAAAAUUAACGUAAAGUUCUGGCGAAAAUUUACUCGGAUUUUCCCCCAUCUCCCUUGGUAUGAACGUCUCCCUGUUCUGUUGCACAAGUAUUGCGAAUUUGAUUGAUUGUGGAGGACUAGAGCGUGAUUUGGACCUGCGGACAUGAAUCACCCUUUUAUCGUAUUCUGUUUUAUUUUUCUAUAGCUUUGAGUUAGGUUAACUUCUAACAGUGAACAGGAAUAGGAACCAAUCAAGCUAUCAGCUCCUUCUCCGCACUUAAAUUAUCCAAAUACUUUUGCUACCAAAUGUAUAAAAAGAAAUAUUAAGAUCUUGUAAAUAAAUUGCAAAUGUGUAAAUGUAAAUAAAUUAUAAAAUUCCAUUGAUUAAA